Adineta steineri is the source of this 4815-nucleotide messenger RNA. Lineage: Eukaryota; Metazoa; Rotifera; Eurotatoria; Adinetida; Adinetidae. The record is from the annotation of a GenBank genome assembly.
AUGGAAGACGAACAGUUAUAUCGAGGUCGAUUUGAUCAUGUUGGAGAUCGUAAAUUAAAUUCUGUACGAUUAUUUGUUAGUUCAACAUUUACUGAUACAACCGAUGAACGAAAUGGACUUAUUGAUCGUGUAUAUCCACGAUUGCGCGAGUAUUGUCUUACGAAAUAUAACAUUCAAUUUCAAUAUUCUGAUAUGCGUUGGGGUAUUCAAACAACUGCAGCAAAUACUCAUGGAACAGUUGAUUUGUGUCUAAAAGAACUUGAUACUUGUUGUCAACUAUCUAUGGCUACUAAUUGUGUUAUUCUGUUAAGUCAUCGAUAUGGUAGUCGUUUUGCUCCAGCAUGUAUAUCUUCACAUAUAUUUCAAUUAUUUGAAAAAUGUCAUUCAUUAAAUAAUGAAGAAAAAAUAUUUCUUUCUCAAAUGUAUCAGCUAGAUGAAAAUUAUCUUGAUAAAAAAUAUUUUCUUCGACCAAUUGAUGAUAGUCAACAAUGGAUUGAAUCCGAUAAAAAAUUACAACUGAUUUUACGAAAAGCAGCUGAUAUUUGUUAUGAACAAAAAUUAAUAACUAAAGAUGAACAUAAUGAAUUUUAUAUAUCAGUAACAGCACAAGAAAUUUAUCGUGCAUUAAAAAAUAAUAUAAAUCAAUCUCGACGAAUAAUUUGUUUUUUUCGAGAUCUAAUUGAUAUUGAUGAACUUGAUUCAAAAUUUCAUGAUACAGAAAAUGAAAGCGAAUCACAAAAAUUAUUAGAUGAUAUUAAACAUUUACUUAAUCAAACAAUUCAUUCAUCAGAUAUUUAUACAUAUCGAUUACGAUGGAAAGAUGAACAUGAUCGAACAAAAUAUUUGUCUCAAUUUUUUAAUGAUUUUUAUGACGCAAUCAAAACACAAAUUGAUUUUCAUAUGAAAAUAUUUGAAAAUAAACAAGAAAAUCAAUUAUAUAAUCAAAUAUUAGAACAUGCUAUUCAAUGUAAUCUAUUAGUACAACGAUUUUUUCCUCGACCAGAUAUUUUUCAACAAAUUAAAACUUAUAUUACAUCAACAACAAAUUCACCUUGUAUUUUACUUGGAGAAUCAGGUACUGGAAAAUCAUCAAUUAUGGCAAAACUUGUUAAUGAAAUUCCAACUUGGUAUUCACAAGCUAAUUCUGUAUCUGUUAUUAUACGUUUUUUGGGUGCAACUCCAUCUUCAAGUGAUAUCCGUCGUCCAUUAAUAUCAAUUAUUGAACAGAUUUGUAUACUUUAUCAUUUGAAUGUACCAUCAAAUUUCGAUAAUGUCAAGGAAAUUCUUGAAAAUAUUUUAUUACAAAUUCCAAAAGAUGAAUAUCUUAUUCUACUUCUCGACUCCAUUGAUCAACUUCAAUUAGUUGAUUUAAAAAAUUUAUCAAAAUGGUUACCAGAAAGUUUUUUAUCAUCGAAUGUUAAAUGUAUAUUUUCAACAAUUCCAGAAAUCGAAAUUGAAAGAGAAACAAUUCAUAUUCAUACACAAUUACAAACUAUUUAUAAAAAUAAUUUAAUAGAAAUUGAAGUAAAAACAUUUGAUGAAAAUACUGUUGAACAAGUUCUACAUUCUUGGCUUGAACAAGAUCGACGUUGUUUAACAACAAUACAACAUGAAUGGCUUAAACCAAAAUUUUCUAUACGUCACUAUAUAACUCCACUUUUUAUUUCAUUACUUUAUGAUCAAACAUUAACAUGGCAUUCAUAUGAUCAAAUUCCUGAUAAAGCAUUUUUAGCUAUAAAAAAUACAAAUCAUGCUAUUGGAUAUUUAUAUAAUCAAUUAGGUAUUAAACAUGGUCAAGUAUUAUUUCGACGUUCAAUGCGUUAUAUUCAAUUAUCUGGUGGAUUAAGUGAACUUGAAAUCGAAGAUAUUCUUUCAUUAGAUGAUGAUGUUCUACAAUCUGUUUUCGUUCAUUAUUUACCACCAUUGGGACUAUUUCGAUUACCAUCGAAUCUAUGGAUUCGUAUUAGAAAUGAUAUGCAUAAAUAUUUAAUAGAAAAAGAUAUUGAUAAUGUACCAUGCAUUUAUUUUUAUCAUCGAAGUUUUCAAUAUUAUCAACCUAUGGAUGUUAAACAACUAAUAAUCGAUAAUCAAGAAAAAUUAAUAUUAGAAAAAAAUCGUCUUUCCUAUUUUUCUAAUCAAUAUAAAUCAACAUUUGAUAUGAAUUAUUCAUCAAAAUUAAUAAAAAAAUAUAAUUUACCAACAGCAACUAUAUCUGUUAAUCGUUGUCUAACUGAACAAAGACCUUUAAAAGAUAAGAAUAAUAACCAAUAUAAUCUUCGACGUCUUCAUCAACUAUACAUAAAUAUUAAUCGCUACGAUUUUGUUCAUGAUUUAACUAUAUUUAACUAUGAUUUUUUAUGUGCAUAUCUUUUAUGUGGAGAAUAUCAAAUGUUUAAUUUAUUAUAUGAAUUUUCAAUUGGUGCACAUGAUCCAAAUGGUGAAUUACGAUUUAUUUUAAAACAAUUUGAAACAUCAUUAAAUAUAUUAAAUCAAUAUCCAAAUAAUUUAUCAUUUGAAUUAAUCUAUCAUUUAUUUCCAUAUGCAAAACAAUUACCUGAAUUAACAUAUAAUUUACUUGAACAAUGUUUAUUUCACUGUCCUCUUCAAUUAAUAACAGAUAAUGAACGACAACAAUGUCUAGCUAAAACUUUAUUAUUAAAUAUAACAUGUUUAACAAUUGAUGCACAUCGUAUAUUUGUAUUAACUAGCGAUGAUAAAUUAUAUUUAUUUUCAUAUCAUUAUUAUAGUUUCUUUUGUACGGGUAAUUUUGAUAUAACAUAUAAGAAAAAAAGUGGAAAAGAAAAAUUAAUUUCAUUUUUAUGUCAAUAUCCAUAUGUAUGUUGUCUUUCAUCGAAUUUCUCAAUGGUAACAAUAAAUUGUCAAACAAAACAAAUAACGAUGCAAACUUCAUGUCGGAAACUAAUAUCAUUUAUUGGUAAUGAAAUAAUUUUAAUUGUAUCAUUAUCAAAUGAUACAUUAGAACUAUGGAAUUGUUCAACUAAUAUUUUAUUAUCAAAUUAUGAAUUUACGGAUAAUUUUAUUGAACAAUGUGUUUAUCAAAAACCAAUUAUUGAAGUCAUAUUAAAACAAAAUCAAAUGAUUUCUUAUUUUUCAAUUGAUGAACAAUUACAAUUUCAAACAAUUCGAAUAUGUAAUGAAAAUAUUCGAAAUUAUACUCAUCAUAUUCUUCUUGAUUCUAAUUGUGAAUUUUAUUAUUCAUUCGAUAAUUCAAAAGCUUCAUUAAUUAUCUAUCAUGAAAUGAAUACAAAAGAAAUUAUUCAUAAUAUUGAUUUUCAUUCUUUACCUUUAUCUGUUAUUUAUCUUUCACAAAGUAAAUCAAUUGCAUGGUUAACAUCAACAUCUCUUCUAAUAUUUCAUCCAUUAUAUAAAGAAAACAAUUUUCAACCAUUUAAUAUCCUAUCAUCAACGGAUUCGAUUGAAUAUGAUGUAGUACAUGAUCAUUAUUCUUCAUUAGAAUUUGAAGGUCAAAGCUGGUUUUUAGCCUGUAUUAAUAAAACAAAAAUUUUUAUUGAUAUCUAUGAAUGGCGUUAUGAAAAAGAUGAACAAAGACAUCAUUAUCGACAAUUAACUCAUAUUCAACUCGAUAUACAUAUUGAUCAAUGUGUUUUUACAGCAGGUUGGUUUGAUGGUAUUACACUAUAUUGUUCAGAUAAAAAUAAUAUUUAUAAAUACAAUGCUACUAUGAUAACUUAUCUGACUGCAUCGAAAUCUCUUGUUCUAUCUCAAAAAAUUCAUAACAUGCCAAAUAUAUAUUUAGAUCAAUUUUUGACAUUUACUGACAAUAAUCAUUAUUUUAAUGUUUUAACAUUAAAUGCGAAUACUAGUACUUUUGAUUUACAUCUUUCAAUUCAUUCAAUUCGACAAUAUCAUUUUACAACAAUGUCAUCACAUAUUUUACUUGUUAGUAGAAAAAAUAUUCUAUCAAUUUAUUCAUUAAAAUCAUUUAAAUUAUUAUGGACUACAAAUGAGUUUGAACAUAGAAAACUACAAAUACAUUCACUUCAAUCAUCGUUUAUACUUAUUUGUUUACAAACAAAACAAAUAUUUCAAAUCGAUACAAAAUCAUUUGUAAUAGAAUGUCUUACACAAUUAUCUAUUGACUGUCUAUUAAGUAUAAUAACCUCUGAUAAUCGAUUAUAUGUCCUAUCAAAAGAUGAAAAAACUCUUGUAGAAUUUAAUAUAAACAAUCGACAUUUAACAGUUAUACCAUUUAGUCCUUUAAAUUCAAGUAGAAUUAUUCAAAUACAUUCAAUAUAUAAUUAUCUUGUCUUUCAUAAUGAAGACAAUCAAGUUUAUGUUUGGUGCAAAGGAAAUGAACCAUUAAAGCAAUUAGAAACAGCUUCGUAUUUAAUAGCAAAACAUAAUCAACUUGUUCUCGUAUGCACCGAUAAUAAAACAAUUAUAUUACAUGAUCUAAAAGAAAAACUACGUAAAAUAAUUCUCUUAGAUGAUAAUGCUGGACAAUGUGAAGCAAUUGAAUUAACGAAUAAUAAUAAAGAAUAUGAUCAAUAUCUUUUUAUUAUUUGUUCCGAUCGUUUACUACGAAUGUAUCGUGUUUCAAAUGGUCAACAAAUAGUAAAAUUAUUUAUUCAUAAAGAUUUACAUCCAUUUAUUGGAAUUUUAAAUGAUUAUUUAUUACUUAAAGUAGCUGAUCGUUUAUGUAUUAUUAAAAUAUUAGAUAAAAACGUAUUAGCAAAAAGGAAAUCUGAAAUCAAAUGUCCUCUCUUCGAACAAUCAAUGUGGAUGACAUGUCAUCAUGAUCAUUGUCUUUGGUUGAAUACUCUCACAUCUUAA